CACCAGAAAAGUCCCUAAUAACACCAGAAACAGUCGGUAAGUUGGCAACACUGAGAACGCAGUGAGACGCUCUACGUCACAGUGGACGGUUCUCCUCCAUUCACCUCGUUAAGGGAGCGUAGGCCGUGCGGGACGGGGUCUACAAUGGCGUCCGGGUGGACCCAAGAGGCCCUGCUGGUCUUCCUGCAGGAGAAAGGGGGCAGAGCGAGGAACACUGACCUCAUAGAGCACUUUAAGGUGGCGUUCCCGGAGGAGCCGGAGGAGAGAGCGGCUGUGCGGAAGGCGUUUAAAACCCACGUGGACAACAUUGCUUUUGUGAAGACUGAGGGUGACGUCAGAUACGUCUGCCUGAAGAAAAAGUUCCGGGUAUGUGGGAGUGACGCAGCUCACCUCACAGCCCAGGCACGUGAGCUGCACCUACCUGGCUCAGGUGACGGAAACGACAGCCAGCUGAGAGAAACGGAGUCAGUCUGUGCAGGUGAGGAGGUGGACAGGAGCUCACCUGAGAUGGGGAACAGGGAGAGCUUUAAGAGAGAGAAGAGGGAGUCCGAGAAGGAGAAGAAGGAGCCUGAAAUACCAGCCAUCUCAGUGACUAACGCCUCUCCUCCUCCUGCAGACGGAUCCAUGUUCAACCUGCCGGGACCUGAACAGACCGGUACUACAGGACAGGUAGACACAGGACAGGUAGACACAAGACAGGUAGACACAGGACAGACAGACACAGGACAGGUAGACACAGGACAGGUAGACACAAGACAGGUAGACACAGGACAGGUAGACACAGGACAGGCAGACACAGGACAGGUAGACAUAGGACAGGUAGACACAAGACAGGUAGACACGGGAAAGGUAGACACAAGACAGGUAGACACAGGGCAGGUGGACACAAGACAGGUGGACACAAGACAGGUAAACACAGGACAGGUAAACACAAUACAGGUGUCUACCUGUCUUGUGUCUACAAGACAGGUAGACACGGGAAAGGUAGACACAAGACAGGUAGACACAGGGCAGGUAGACACAGGUAGGGCUGGACUACACCCCAGAGACAGACUUUACCCAGAAGGCCUGAAUGAAGACAGACAGCCGGGGUCCGAGGAGGAGGAGGAGGAGGAGCAGGAGGAGGAGGAGGAGGGUGAAGGAGGCAGCCGUAAACACUUCCUGGAGGCCAUGAGGAGCAGCUCCCCCCAGCUGAGGAGGAGCAUGGUGAUACGCAGCUCCGUCUACCUGCACUCCACCAGGAGCGACGGCGACUCGGCCUCCCUGGUGUCCUCCAGCCCGGACGAGGACCGGACCUCGGUCACUCUGGACCCGCUGGAGCACGAGUGGAUGAUGUGUGCGUCUGACGGGGAGUGGACCCGCCUGAGCCCCCUCCUCCACGCCGACCCCACCCUGGUCCUGAGGAAGGACUUCGUCACCGGGUUCACCUGCCUGCACUGGGCGGCCAAGCGGGGCGAGCCGGAGCUGAUGGCGCUGCUGAUCAACUUUGCCAAACGGCACGACGUCUCCGUCAGCGUGGACGUUCGGUCCAACGCCGGCUACACGCCGCUGCACGUGGCCGCCGUGCACAACCACAUGGAGGUGGUAAAGCUCCUGGUGGGGGCCUACAGCGCCGACGUAGAGGUCAGAGACCACAGCGGGAGGAAGGCCUGCCAGUACCUCACCGACAAUGUGAGCGUGGACAUACGGGACAUCAUAGGAGCGUACGAGCGCUCUGACGCCAAGAACGCCGACCGCAGGGACGGAGGCCGCUGGAGGUUCUCCAAGGUUCUCCAGACGAACCUGAAGCCCCUCAGGCUCCUAGACCCCAACGGCUGCGACUCCGUGGACGGGGAGCUCCGACCCAGAGAGAAAGUCCUCAGGAGGAGGUCCUCACUCAGCAGGAUGAAGCCCAAACUGCAGAGGCUGCGCCUGAGGACGUCGCAGAUUGUCCACAGCACCACGCUCCACGACACGGAGGAGCGGGAGGGAACCGGGAAGGGUUCCUUUAAGUCCAGACCCAAGACCCACUUCUUUGGGUGAGAACAAUACUGACACAGGACAGGAAGUGGCUUACAGGGUCGUCAACGGUUAAAGCACACAAUGUUUUCAGUAAUAUCGCAGAAGAACAUUUUUAUAUUACAGUGAAAUGGAUGGCUGGAUGAACACAUGAGUUUGGCUGUGUUUAUUUUAUUUGUUACAGGUGAAAGAUGAUACUUUGUGUUAUUUUAUUUGCCACAGGUGAAAGAUGAUACUUUGUGUUAAUAUUCAGCAUCUCAAAAUGUGAACAUUUAUAUUCCAAAUAGCCAGCAAUCCUUAAAAAGCUAGUAUAUCUCUUUAAAUCCUUUAGUCAAAUUGUCCCAUUAGACUCAAUUUUAAAAUCAUUUAUUUCCUAUUCAUCACAGCUGAAGUGAAUUUAGUAGUUGUCACAGAAUGUAUUGUAUACAUGGAGGAAAGGAUAUCAUAUAUUUGCCCUAUCCAUUUGUUUAUGGCAGUGUGACCCUCAGGUCAUCGCUGAUAUCUGAUAUUGCAAGUACAACAUGUUAGUAACAUUUAUUUAUAUUCCAAGCAUAACAGCCGAUAUUCCUACUGCUGUAGUUAUUCUGUAAGACAUCUUCAGUGAUAUACUGCGUACGUAUCGCUGAUGUUUGGCUCCAUGAUCUUCCACAAACACAUUGUUUUACAAAGUUAUCAGUCUGAGAUGAGACGUUAAAACUAAACAUGGUGCCGGCUCCUCUUUAUCCACACUCAGCUGACUCUAAAGCCUCUGGAGCUUGAGUCUGUAAUCUGCAGCCAGGUCUACUGUGUCACAAGGUUGUGGUGUGAGCCGGGCCCUUCUGGUCUCUGCUAGUUUUACUUUUCAUAGUUUAAUGGGACCAGAAUUUUAAUUUAAGGAAUUCUGAUUUUUAAAAACUAGCCUAUAACAAAUUGGACUAAAAUGUUGUUUUUUUUAACCUCAGAACUGUGUUUUAACUUAUGCAUAAUGUUCCUGUAUGGCUUCAAUCCACUUACCAAAUAUAACCCUCCAUGUUCGUGACUCAUUUCACCAUCAUUUGAGGUUAAAACUAAGUUACACAUCUCCUCUGGAAAUACUAAAGCCAUCUGUAGCGGGCUAAAUCAAAAAAAGAGGAUAAAUCCUCUGUUUUAAGGCGCUGCACAGACCUGACGUUUAUAAAUGGUUUUCUGAACAGGAACGUAGAGGAAUGUAAAGUUUGUUUAAUAAAUGUGUAUUUCAUGAGAUGUCGAAUGGAACCAGACUGGAUGAUAGAAACAUUUUGAACUCAGGAAAAGUCCUGAGAAGCUCCCGGAGUUAAUCCGUCACACAUGAACAGAUUCAUUUAGUCCACAACAUGCUGCUUCAUGUCAGAACCACACUUCAGACGCACUCUGUUCAAGCUUUGAUCUGGUGAGGUUCUUAAUUAGAGGCCGUGUAUCUGACAUAAAUAUCCCGUGAUGGUUUGUGAGGACAGACUUUUUUAAAUAUGUCCUGUGUUUCCAUAUGAGGAAUCAGUCUCUCUGUUAUUAUGCCAGCCAGCCUUUUCCUGUGCAACCACAAGUUUAAACCUCUACAUUUUCAGGAGUACCACGGUAUACCAAAAAUAUGCUUUUACAAAAUAAGACAAUUAUAAUAAAGUAAAUGCCACUUUGGAUAACUGUAAUAACCACCGAUUUACUACUACUAUGAUUUAAUAUCCUUUAGCUGCAUAUUUAAAACUACUGAUUACUGUUGUCUCCAGUACCCUAUUUCUUUUUUUUUGUACUGCAAUGGCACCUUUAAUGUUUUUUAUUAAUUAUUUGCACAUUUGAACAAAAACAGCUCUUUUUAUUUGCACAUUACAAAAAGUUACAUAACACAAACCUUUAUGUUGAAAGAACAAUAAUAUUUACUCUGGUUAAUUGGACUGGGUUAAGGGGACAUUUCAUGUUUGAUG
Molecule: messenger RNA, 3911 nt
Organism: Anoplopoma fimbria (sablefish)
Lineage: Eukaryota; Metazoa; Chordata; Actinopteri; Perciformes; Anoplopomatidae
Product: ankyrin repeat domain-containing protein SOWAHC-like
Exons: 2
Coding region: 145-2022 (625 amino acids)
Molecular function (GO): protein binding
Source: RefSeq, a predicted model, not a curated record